Messenger RNA from Corvus hawaiiensis (hawaiian crow), 697 nucleotides. RefSeq names its product collagen alpha-1(I) chain-like. The transcript has a single exon. The coding region runs from base 1 to 483 and encodes 160 amino acids. NCBI's taxonomy places the organism in Eukaryota, Metazoa, Chordata, Aves, Passeriformes, Corvidae. The record is from RefSeq and is a predicted model, not a curated record.
AUGCGAGCGGAGCGGCGGGAUGUGCGCGGGGAUGCAGCGGGGAUACAGCGCGAUGUGCGCGGUAUGUGCGCGGGGAUGCAGCGCGAUGUGCGCGGGAUGAGCGCGGAGAUACAGCGCGAUGUGCGCGCGAUGUGCGCGGAGAUACAGCGCGAUGUGCGCGCGAUGUGCGCGGAGAUACAGCGCGAUGUGCGCGGGAUGAGCGCGGACUGCGCUCGGGCCGUGCCCGGCCCCGGCGGCCCCGAUCCCCCCGCUCCGCGCCCGCGGUACUCGCCUGGCGCAGCAUCCCCGGCCCGGGCCCGCUGCCGGGGGGCCGCUUCGAGCUGGGGCGGGCCGGGGGCGCUGGAGGCGGCGGGGCCCCCCGGCCCUCCGGGAUCCCUCGCAGAGGAGGCGGCGGCGGCGGGGCCAAGGUCACCCCGCAGCGACUACAAUUCCCAGGAGGCAGCGAGAUCCCGGGGCCGGCCCGGGGGAGCGGAGGAGGAGUGAGGAGUCCGCUCCAGACCCACCCCGAGCUGCCUUCCCCCGGCAUUUUCCUCUUCUUCCCCAUCGGAGCUGGGAUGUCCCAUCCCAGGGGAUGACAGCGAAGUCUUUGAAAAGCCGGCACAAACACACGAAUCUAUUUCGGGAUUUUCCUCAAUUAAAAAAAAAAAAAAAAAAAAGCAGCAUGAGGAGAAAUAAAUGCCUGACUGUCGGGCUUGAA